Messenger RNA from Drosophila busckii, 1598 nucleotides. RefSeq names its product zinc finger Ran-binding domain-containing protein 2. The record is from RefSeq and is a predicted model, not a curated record. NCBI's taxonomy places the organism in Eukaryota, Metazoa, Arthropoda, Insecta, Diptera, Drosophilidae.
CGCACACACAGCGCUCCCGGCUCUUGUCGUCGCUUACGUUAUUGAACACUUGAAACGGUUUUCGAACAACAACAACAACGCAAUACGUUGCCAGAUAUUACGUGCUACGCGUGUUUACUUACAAAAAGUGAAACAAAGAAACUUUAGCAUAUUGUGUGCUAACGCGACUAUAACUUUAAAAAUUUAGUGUUUGUUUAUUGUCUGUAUAAACAGCGCAGCUAAAAAAUGGGUCGUCUGUUCCAAUACAAUCGCUUUGGCGCCAAUGCAACUGUCAACAAACGCAAAAAGGAUACGAGCAAGCAGACAAAUGAUAAGGCCAAGAUGCUCUGCAAUGCUCUCAACUUUCCCGGCUAUUCAGACAUCUAUGGCGAGUACAAAGGGCCAGGCAAGCAACUGGAUUUGUCCUUUAACAAACUGCAGCCACCAACAACAGCAACAACAGCAGCAACAGCUGAGGAGCCCACACAAAGUCGCAAGCAAAAGGUCUACGACAGCAUGAAAAACUUUUUGCAGCGCAAACUGUUUGCGCAACCCUCGCUCAAGCAGCAAUACGAUGAGCCCACCAGCGACUAUGAUGAGCAGGAUCUACUCGACUCCUCAUACCAUGCGGAUGCGGAGGAUGAUGAGCAGGAGCUGCCAGCCGUUGCAGUUGCAGACAGUCUGGAGACUUCUCCCAAGCGUGCGCAUCACAACAAAUCGCCACAAAAGUCGCUGCUGUCGCUCAACUGCUGGCAGAGCAGUCAGCCCAGCGACUCCAACAGCAGCAGCAGCAGCAGCAGCAGUGAGGCGCAACCCGAGGAGGACGAUUCCGAUGCGGGCAUCUCCGACUGCUGUCAGCUGCUCAGUGAUGAGAAAAGCAACAAGAAGCGCAGCUCGCCGAAAAAACGCUCCACGUCACGCUACAAUGCCAACUCUGAUGAUGACACAGACGAGGAGCCAGAGCUCUUGGGCUGCGGUUGGUAUCAGCCACGCAUAACAGCCAAGGCAGCGCAGGAUCAUCUGCAGCACUCCAAGCCUGGCAGCUUUCUGCUGCGUCGUUGUACGCCGCGCAGCUUUGAGCUCUGCCUAAGACUGGACAGCAAGGUGAAGAGCUAUGCCAUCAGCUACAGUCGCAGCGAGAUGUACAGCCUGAAGGGUGCCAAGAAGCAGUUCAGCACGCUCAAGGCGCUCAUUACGCAUCAUUCGGUCAUGGCGGAGCAGCUGCCGCUGACGCUGGAUAUGCCCAGGGAACGUGAGCUGGUCAAGUCGUCGGCGCUGCGGUAUGCAGAUGACUUUGAGCCGCUGGAGUCGCUGCAACUGCUGGGCAUACUCAAGAGUCUGCAGGCCAAGAGCUUUGAAACAUAGUCUAGCUUAAGAUUUCUGUUGGGGGGCUUUAGUUGGGAGGGGGGCAAUCUUAUUAUCGAACUGCAGGGGGAACGAUAGGUGAAAAUUAAUGUUAGAGUUUGUUCAGUUGCCGUUGGGCCAUGUGAUAUAGUUUACAAACAAUUCGACCCGGCAAGCAACCAGGUUUUUAGUUCUUAGGUGUAUAAAGUACCAAAUUAAUUGUAUUCACUUUUUGUAUUUAUGCUUAAGUUUCUUCUUAUGAAUAAAAUUUUUAA